AUGGUCAGAGCAGAGAGUGACGUCCACAUGGUCAGAGCAGAGAGUGACGUCCACAUGGUCAGAGCAGAGAGUGACGUCCACAUGGUCAGAGCAGAGAGUGACGUCCACAUGGUCAGAGCAGAGAGUGACGUCCACAUGGUCAGAGCAGAGAGUGACGUCCACAUGGUCAGAGCAGAGAGUGACGUCCACAUGGUCAGAGCAGAGAGUGACGUCCACAUGGUCAGAGCAGAGAGUGACGUUCACAUGGUCAGAGCAGAGAGUGACGUCCACAUGGUCAGAGCAGAGAGUGACGUCCACAUGGUCAGAGCAGAGAGUGACGUCCACAUGGUCAGAGCAGAGAGUGACGUCCACAUGGUCAGAGCAGAGAGUGACGUUCACAUGGUCAGAGCAGAGAGUGACGUCCACAUGGUCAGAGCUGCGAAGCAGAGUGACGUCCACAUGGUCAGAGCAGAGAGUGACGUCCACAUGGUCAGAGCAGAGAGUGACGUCCACAUGGUCAGAGCAGAGAGUGACGUCCACAUGGUCAGAGCAGAGAGUGACGUCCACAUGGUCAGAGCAGAGAGUGACGUCCACAUGAGCAGAGUGACCUCCACAUGGUCAGAGCAGAGUGACGUCCACAUGGUCAGAGCUGCGAGUGACGUCCACAUGGUCAGAGCAGAGAGUGACGUCCACAUGGUCAGAGCAGAGAGUGACGUCCACAUGGUCAGAGCUGCGAGUGACGUCCACAUGAGCAGAGUGACGUCCACAUGGUCAGAGCAGCGAGUGACGUCCACAUGGUCAGAGCAGAGUGACGUCCACAUGGUCAGAGCAGAGAGUGACGUCCACAUGGUCAGAGCAGAGAGUGACGUCCACAUGGUCAGAGCAGAGAGUGACGUCCACAUGGUCAGAGCAGAGAGUGACGUCCACAUGGUCAGAGCAGAGAGUGACGUCCACAUGGUCAGAGCAGAGAGUGACGUCCACAUGGUCAGAGCAGAGAGUGACGUCCACAUGGUCAGAGCAGAGAGUGACGUCCACAUGGUCAGAGCUGCGAGUGACGUCCACAUGGUCAGAGCAGAGAGUGACGUUCACAUGGUCAGAGCAGAGAGUGACGUCCACAUGGUCAGAGCAGAGCGUGACGUCCACAUGAGCAGAGUGACGUCCACAUGGUCAGAGCAGAGAGUGACGUCCACAUGGUCAGAGCAGAGUGACGUCCACAUGAGCAGAGUGACGUCCACAUGGUCAGAGCAGAGUGACGUCCACAUGGUCAAGCAGAGUGACGUCCACAUGGUCAGAGCAGAGAGUGACGUCCACAUGGUCAGAGCAGAGAGUGACGUCCACAUGGUCAGAGCAGAGAGUGACGUCCACAUGGUCAGAGCAGAGAGUGACGUCCACAUGGUCAGAGCAGAGAGUGACGUCCACAUGGUCAGAGCAGAGAGUGACGUCCACAUGGUCAGAGCAGCGAGUGACGUCCACAUGGUCAGAGCAGAGUGA
Knipowitschia caucasica is the source of this 1470-nucleotide messenger RNA. The record is from the annotation of a GenBank genome assembly. Lineage: Eukaryota; Metazoa; Chordata; Actinopteri; Gobiiformes; Gobiidae.